This is a messenger RNA of Saccostrea echinata, 2271 nucleotides long. RefSeq names its product aminoacylase-1-like. Gene Ontology annotation, cellular component: cytoplasm. The coding region runs from base 41 to 1246 and encodes 401 amino acids. The record is from RefSeq and is a predicted model, not a curated record. Gene Ontology annotation, biological process: amino acid metabolic process. Gene Ontology annotation, molecular function: aminoacylase activity. The transcript is spliced from 16 exons. Lineage: Eukaryota; Metazoa; Mollusca; Bivalvia; Ostreida; Ostreidae.
GGGAGCUCGGAAAGUUAAGUUUAAAUUGUUUUACUCAAGAAUGACUGAAGAGAGGGCUGUGACAGUGUUCAGAGAUUAUUUGCGAAUAAAAACUGUGCAUCCAACACCGGCUUAUGAUGAAGUAGUUGAGUUUCUGAAGAAUUUAGCAAAGGAUGUUGGGAUUCAGUGCAGAACACUUGAGGUACAUCCUGGGAGAGAAGUUGUUAUUAUGACAAUACCAGGAUCAGAUCCAUCUCUGCCAUCUGUCAUGCUGAAUUCCCAUACUGAUGUGGUGCCAGUGUUUGAGAAUGAAUGGAAGUGUGAUCCAUUUGAAGCCAAGAAGAUGGAGAAUGGAGAUAUUUAUGCUAGAGGAACUCAGGACAUGAAAAGUGUUGGCAUACAGUAUGUAGAGGCCAUUAGGAAAUUAAAGAAGGAGAAUAAAUUGAAUUUCUUGAGGACAAUCCAUGUAACUUGGACACCAGAUGAGGAAAUUGGAGGGAAACUAGGGAUGAGCAAAUUUGUUCAGCAUGAAGAAUUUAAGAAACUGAAUGUUGGUUUUGGUCUAGAUGAAGGACUAGCCAAUCCUACUGAUGCUUUCACUGUUUUCUAUGGAGAGAGAACACCGUGGUGGAUACGGGUCAAGUGUCCAGGGAAACCAGGUCAUGGGUCAAGGUUCAUAGAGGACAAUGCAGCAGAAAAAGUGAGAAGAGUAAUUAACAGCUUCCUGUCAUAUAGGGAUGAACAGGAGAAAAAAUUAAAAACACAUGGUUGUUUAAAACUAGGGAACGUCACUACAUUGAACCUGACUAAUCUCAAGGGAGGAUUUGAAGGGUCUUUUAAUGUUGUUCCUACAGAAAUGUUUUUAGGUUUUGACAUCAGAAUUCCACCAACUGAGAAGUUGGAGGACUUUGAGGCAAUGAUGAAGAAUUGGCUGAAAGAAGCGGGAGAAGAUGUUACCUAUGAGUUUGUACAGUACAAUCCCAUGCAGGGUGUGACAGCUACAGACAAAAACUGUCCAUGGUGGAGCACUUUCAGUUCAGUGUUUGAAAAAUUAAAUAUAAAGAUAGAGACUGAGAUAUUCCCUGCUGCUACAGAUAUCAGAUAUAUCAGGGAGCUGGGAAUUCCAGCUCUAGGUUUUUCUCCAAUGAAUAACACCCCAAUACUGCUGCACGACCACAAUGAGUUUCUGAAUGAGAGAGUUUUCCUGCGUGGAAUCGACAUUUAUUGUGAGCUUAUCCCAGCUUUAGCCAAUGUACCAAAGAAAUAAUGUCAACAUUAUGAUAUCAUUGAGGCAGCUGGAAAAAGGCAUGAAAAUCAUAUGAUUAACAAUAUCAACACAGAAAGUUCAUUCUCUUCACAACUGAAUGUGAAAUUCUUGGCACAUCAGUUAAUUAAAUAUUUAUAUUCACUGAUAUAAAGUACGUCUAUUUGUCUCAAAUAUAUUUAGUCAGAGCAAUAUCUGUGAUUGAAAAUUUAUUUAAAAAAUUUAUUUUCUUCUUGCUUAAUUAUGUAUAUUUAUACAUGUACCAAUAUUCAUUGUAUUGUAUUCAUGAUCAUAUUACAAUGUACGGUGGCAUUGUCUAUAUAUGAAUUGAAAUUAUACCAGUACAUGUACAUGUGUUGCAAGAGAAAAAAUUGAAUCGGAGUUUAUUAAGGGCAUACCCAGAAAUUAUUUCAUGUGUUAGGCAGUGCCAUUAAGUUCAGUUUAAAAUUUUUUAAAACUGUGUACAAACAAUAUUUGUGUUGUUAUGAAUAAUUGUUACAUGUAUAUAUAUCAAAUGCUAUUUUUUUACUAAAAAUUUAACAAGAGAAUUUUAAAAUUGCAGGUACAGUAAAACUUGUUUAAUAUGAACAUGGAUAUAACGAAGUUUUAUGAAAUUCCCAGUGAAAUUUUUAACAAUUCCUUGUGAAAUUUACAGAUAUAACCAACUCGGAUAUAACAAAUUUACAGUUAUAUAGCGAACUAAUUUUGAUUCCUCCAUCAACCCAGGAAGUUAAAAAUAACGAAAUUUACAUCUUUCAUAGCGAAUUUUCAAAGAUCUAAAUUUUUGAAAUAUGAACUGACAUAAAAUCUUUAUUGUGAAUUCGCUAUGUAUACUUUAGGAGUUCGUUAUACGGAUAUAGUGAAGUGGAUUUGCAGGUUCCCAGAACUUCGCUAUAACCGAGUUUUUCUUUAUAUAUAAUUAUAUAUAUAACACAUGGAUAUGUUUGAAAUACCUAGUAUCAAUAAAUGAAUGGUGCUAAUAUCUAUAAAAAUAGUUUAUUUGAAUGACACAUUAUUUUUUGUUAAAA